Messenger RNA from Poecilia reticulata (guppy), 3638 nucleotides. It is a transcript of the gene rab3gap1, whose product is annotated as RAB3 GTPase activating protein subunit 1. Gene Ontology annotation, biological process: positive regulation of GTPase activity. The record is from RefSeq and is a predicted model, not a curated record. NCBI's taxonomy places the organism in Eukaryota, Metazoa, Chordata, Actinopteri, Cyprinodontiformes, Poeciliidae. Gene Ontology annotation, molecular function: GTPase activator activity.
GGGGCAGCAUUGCACUGACGCAAGGUUUAGUUGCCAAAGACCGACAAGAAGAAAAAAACGGAAUAACAAAACUGUAUUUCAACAUGGCUGCUGACAACGAUCCCGAGUCGGAGGUUUUUGAGAUAACAGACUUUACCACCGCGUCCGAAUGGGAGCGGUUUGUGUCCAGAGUUGAGGAAGUGCUGAAUGAGUGGAAGCUGACUGAAAACUACGUGGAAAAAACAUCUCCAGAAAAGGGUGCAUACAUUAAUGGCAGCUGGGGAGAGCAGUCUCUUGAUAUUCACUUUGCUGACUUUAAGUUCUACAUCACCCAUCACUUUCUGAAAGAAGAUUGUAAAAAGGAGAAUGGGAAGAGUGAAGAGGAUACCUUACCUUUGGCGAUGCAAGAUCUUCUGUGUAUGCACAACGACUUCCCUCCUCGAGCCCACUGCCUGGUCAGAUGGUACGGCCUGCGGGAGUUUGUGGUCAUCAGCCCUGGGGCGAACUGUGAAGCCAUCAUCAGCGAGUCCAAAUGCAACCUGCUGCUCAGCUCCGUCUCCAUGUCUCUGUCCAACAGCGGCUGUCAGGUCCCCAUGUUUGUGCAGAUCCAGCAGAAGUGGAGGCGGAUAUAUGCUGGCGAGUGCCAAGGCCCCGGCGUUCGCACCGACUUCGAGAUCGUCCAUCUGCGUAAGGUGCCGAGUCAGUACAACCACCUGUCAGGCCUCCUGGACGUCUUUAAGUCUAAAAUAGGCUGUAACCUGCUCCCUCUGCCUCCAGUCGACAUCGCUAUUCGCUACACCUACAUUCUGCAGGACUGGCAGCAGUCUUCAUGGCCGCAGCAGCCACCAGACUUUGAUACGCUGCUCGGCGGUGAAGUAGGAGGAGUGGAGUUUGGAAAUCUUCCCUUUGGAGCCUGCGAGGAACCAAUCAGUGAACUUCAUCUUGCAACCACCUGGCCUCACCUCACAGAGGGCAUCGUUGUAGAUAACGAUGUGUACAGUGACCUUGACCCUCUCCAAGCUCCUCAUUGGUCCGUUCGAGUUCGGACUGCUGACAACCUUCAGUGCUUACUGGGAGACUUUAUCACAGAGUUCUUUAAACUCUGCUGUCGGAAGGAGUCUGCAGAGGAGAUCCUGGGUAAAGGCAACGCUGAAGAAGAAGGCCAGGAAAACAGCGACAUCAGCUCCGCCUUGUCUAAGCUGACGGAGCCAGCAGCGCCGGUCCCAUUAAGCAAACUGUCCGUGUCCAGCAUGGUCCACAGCGCCCGGAGGCGCAUCCGCCGCCACCGGCACAUCGACGAGUCACCGCUUCACGUCGACGUGCUCAACUCGAUCCUCCUGUACCUCUUUCCUGAUGCUGCGGUGGAAAAGUCAUCAGACAAAGAGAAAACUACACAAGCAAACUCCUGCAGGACGUCUGAGCAAGAGAAGAGCCCAGAUGAUAACCUGUUCCUCCAGCUGAAGUCGGCGCCCUGUGACAGUCUGACCUACCGCCUGGCGUUGUGUCUCUGCAUGGUCAACUACAGCUACGGUGGCCUGGCGGCUGUCGCACACCUCUGGCAGGAGUUUGUCCUGGAGCUGCGCUACCGCUGGGAAAACAACUACCUCGUCUACGGGUUAACAGGCGGAUCUCCAGAUCUCCGCUGUUGUCUUCUGCAUCAAAAGUUUCAGAUGUUGAACUGCUGCAUAGAGAGGAAGAGGGCGAGAGAUGAAGCUCGCAAGGCACAGGAGGGAAACGGAGAGAGAGAGCGCAAAGUAUCCGGUGGAAGAGCUUCUGCGUCCACAACCAGAGGAACACCGCAGGGUAAAUCCUGGGACUCCUGGAGCGACAGCGAGGACGAGUUCUUUGAGUGUCUGAGCGACCAGGGGGAGAUGGAGUCUUCCCACAGCGAAGCAGGAAAGGACAGCAGCAAGCUGAAGGCGGACGGCAGGCUGCACCCCUACAACAACAUGACCCUGCUGCACUCUGCAGAGCUGCUCUAUGUCCCUGUUACCCAGGAGCCGGCCCCCAUGACAGAGGACCAGCUGGAGGAGCAGUCAGAAGUCCUGGCUAAGCUCGGCACGUCGGCUGAGGGGACUCACCUCCGUGCUCGCAUGCAGAGCGCAUGUCUGCUCUCUGACAUGGAGUCCUUUAAGGCAGCCAACCCAGGCUGCGUUUUGGAGGACUUUGUCCGCUGGUACUCUCCAAGGGAUUAUGUAGAAGAAGAAGUGGUCGACGAGAAGGGAUCCACUGUCAUCAGAGGAGAACUUAGUGCAAGAAUGAAAAUCCCCGGCAACAUGUGGGUGGAGGCGUGGGACACGGCCAGGGUGACCCCGGCACGGCGCCAGAAGAGGCUGUUUGAUGACACCAAGGAGGCAGAAAAGGUGUUGCAUUAUUUGUCGAUGCUGAAGCCUGGAGACUUGGCCCAUCACCUGCUGCCCUGCCUGCUUCAUGCUGCUAUUAUGAAACUGAAGCAGGAAGAGUCGGUAGAAAACAUUCCAUCAGUUGAGAAAAGCAUUCAGCAAGCUGCGAGUCAAGCCAACAAACUGCUGCACUCGGCUAACUACGACUACAAGAAGCUGGAGGAUUUUAUUAACCAGUUGGUCACCAUGGAGACGGUCAUCGCCGAAGCUCGCUCUCUCAAGGCCAAGUUUGCUGUCGAUGAGGAAGAGGAGAACGGUGAAGCUGCAGAGGAACUAGAGAAGUUUGUGACCUCGCUGCUGGAGGAGCCUGAGGUGGUGGUGCUUGGAGCUGGACAGGCUCGCAUCGGCAGAAUCAUCCACAGACUGUUUAUUAACGCUCAGCGGGCGGCUCUUUUGGCUCCAGUGGACGACAAUCUGGAACCAGCUGCUGAAAGCAGGAAGAUCCCAGACUUCCCUCCUCCUGCGGGCCGGGAGAUCCUGCUGAGGACGUGUGUUCCCCGACCUGCUCCGUACUCCAAGGCUCUGCCUCAGCGGCUCUUCUGCGUGCUGAUGAAGGAUGAGUUCAGGCUGGCGGGGGCCUUCUCUGCAGACACUUCAUUCUUUUAGCCGCUGCCUGGUGGAACGACCUUCACAUGCUUCACAUGCUGCCGUUUUGUUGCUUAACUCAUCCUUAACUGUUAGAAGAGGCGUCAGGUCUGGGUAGAGUGGUGGUCCCCCACUGGGAUGUUGGAGGCUCCAUUAGGAAGUGAAGAUGCGUUUGGUUCAAGAGCUUUUAAACCUAAAACUAAAGAGAUUAAAGUCAAAGUGAUUUAUCAGUAAAAGGUUUAGUUUGCUUGCAGUUUGAUCCACUGUGGACAUCCAGAAGUGAUCCGGUUACAGGUUUCCUUAUCAUAAUCAUAUCCUGACAUUAUUGCAUAUUCUGCACUUAUUCCAUACUCGCAGAAAUCUGCCAAAACAUUACAGUGAUACCAUAAGAGUCACUGUGGGGGAAAUGAGUAACUUGAUCCAAUCCAAUCCAAACUGGAACUUUGAUUUUUAGAUUUUUGGGAUGAUGGUCCAUUUCUCCACGCUAAAAUGAAACCAACAUAAAAUACAGAGAGCAAACCUGACGGGGAAGAAAUACGUCUCUCCAUCGCUGUGUGUGUGUGUUUUAUCAAUGUGCAGUAAUGAUCUAUGCCAUUUCACCAUGUCAUUAUUUUACUUCUAUCUGUACUGUACAUUUGUAAAACUGAAAUUAAAUGAAACGUCCAAAACGAA